Molecule: messenger RNA, 847 nt
Organism: Pezoporus occidentalis (night parrot)
Lineage: Eukaryota; Metazoa; Chordata; Aves; Psittaciformes; Psittacidae
Product: scale keratin-like
Exons: 2
Coding region: 220-585 (121 amino acids)
Cellular component (GO): intermediate filament
Molecular function (GO): structural constituent of cytoskeleton
Source: RefSeq, a predicted model, not a curated record
UGCUGUUCUGGCAAGGGGAUGCUGACUCAGGGAGGGGCAGGAGCCAGACAGCCCCAUUAUCAUGGGCAGGAAGGUGUUUCCAACUCUGCAGAUUGGCCCGUGUAUUGCUGAGCCAUGGCAAGGCUGGUAUAAAAGCCGUGCCUCUGCCAGUCUCUCCCAACCACCACUCUGGUCGCCUUCUCCUCGAGGAACAGGAGCACCAUCCCAUCGCACACCAAGAUGUCUUGCUACGACCUGUGCCCACCAAGAACCGGCGUGGCCGUCCCCCAGCCCACCGCUGAGAGCUGCAACGAGCUGUGCGCCUGCCAGUGUCCCGACUCUUCAGCCUUCAUCCAGCCACCGCCUGUGGUUGUCACCUUCCCCGGCCCCAUCCUCAGCUCCUUCCCCCAGCAAGCCGUGGUGGGCUCCUCCGGAGCACCCGCCUUUGGGGGCAACCUGGGGCUGGGAGGCCUCUACGGUGCCGGGGCCACUCAGGCCUCGGGGGGUCUCUGCACCUUUGGCAGACCCUACGCUCCUGCUGCCUGCAGCCCUCUGGCUCUGCCCCGCUACAGCCAGAGGCUCUGGAACUCCUGUGGCUCCUGCUAGAGCCAGCCCCACGUUCCCCAGAGUUCCUGGGACACCUCACCCUUAGGCCUCCUGUCAUUUUUUCUCCGAUUUCCCUCUGUCCGUGAUGCUUUUUCUUCUUGCUCCUUCCCAUGCCCAUGUGUGUCACUCCACCAGUGCUCCAUGAGGAAAUUGCUUAUCUCUGAAGCAGCCACUGCCUGGUGAAAGCCUGAAGAAAAACCUCACCUGAAGCCCAAAAGGAAAAUCUGCAUGUUUCAGCCUUAUGUUUCUUUCUUUACUGCAA